Pocillopora damicornis (cauliflower coral) is the source of this 2945-nucleotide messenger RNA. RefSeq lists its product as uncharacterized. Lineage: Eukaryota; Metazoa; Cnidaria; Anthozoa; Scleractinia; Pocilloporidae. The record is from RefSeq and is a predicted model, not a curated record.
CAAACAUGGCGGUUAGAUUACAAUGUUAACAGUGUAGUAUUUUGUGAGAAUCUUCAAGCUAUUUCACGCAUAUUAUGGAUUUUGAAAGAAGAGCUUUAUCAUCUAGGUCACCUGCCACGAGGUAUGAAGUCCUUCUUGUCGAAGAUACGCCAAAGAAAGGACUUUCCGAAGAACGGAUGACAACAUGUUUUCAUGUCUAUGAUGAACUAAUUCCAGAGUUGGGAGUUUAUAAGAAAGUUUUGAAGAUGCUUCGGGAUGAACUAUACGAAGCUGUGUAUAGCAAUGAAUACACUACAGCAACACCUAAAAAAGGGAAAAGCAAGACGACUUAUAUUCAACGCAUUCCUUAUUUCGUACUUGUUAAUCGAGUUUUUGAGGAACGCGAUAAAAACGCAGACCAGCUAAAAGAAGCCAUUAAUGCAUUAGAAAACAAACUUGCUGAGAAAGAUCAACAAUUGGAAGAGGCUAAUAAAACCAUCGAGCAACUUAAAAAAUCACUUAAAGAGUGCAGUGAUAAGAUUUACAACAUGGAAAUCGAAAUGGAAAACCAGAAUCUCGAGCAGAGGAAACUUGAAACAAGCGUCCAAUAUGAACAGAUGAUGCAACAAGCGGCUAAAGACCGUUACGAAAAACGCAUUUCAGGUCUUAAAGAGGAUCUCACUCAAGCUAAGGAAAGGAACAAAUUCCUUGAAAAGUUUAAAGAAGGUUAUGACGCCCUUGAAGAAGCAUUUAAUGAUUCAACAGUGUUCGAUAAUAAGCCUCAAAAACCAGCUGUUCUAACAAGGAGAGCUCAACUCAUUCAAGAAAUAUCUAAUGCUAAGCUUCUGGAAGAGCAACUCCUUACCAUGCAGAAUUUAGUUAUUGAGGAAUAUGAACUCUUCUUGGAGGAGAAUAAGGCUUUGCCAACAGAAGAAGUUGACUUGAAGAGCAGUGGAAGUAACUUUCGUGCAACACCAGAUGAUGAACACGAAAUGAGAGUGAAACUGGAAGAGGAGCUGCACAAAGUCAAGGAAAGAUUUAAAAAGAGUAUUGCUGAUAUUGAAAACGAAUUUCAGCUCAUUGAGAUUCAAAGGUCUAGUCUUGAAGAUCAGUUGGCCGAACUUGAGGAGGAAGCUAAGAGGAUAGAAAGAGAAACCAACGAAAAGAAAGAGAGAAAGAAAAGCAUGUUUUUCAUGGAAGGAGAAAAGGAAAGGAAACCAGAUACACCUGAAGACGAUGACGAGAUUGACUUUGUGAAGAUCAUGAACAGUGCACAUAAUCAAGAUCCAUUUAUUUCACACGAAAGAAUCCUGAGCAAGUACUCAGCAAUGAUGUACUACUCCUGCAACCAGGGAAAGAACUAUCACGAGUUUAAAGAUGCCAAGUUUUGUGCAAGUUGUGGUGAGACAACUCUACUCUGUCCUCACAAAGUUACAGAUCACAAGGUUGUUUCAUUGCCUCAUAACUGUACCCACAUAAAGAUCAUCAGGCCAACAGUGCACAUAUCACGUGAGGAAAAACCUCCUGUUCUUGUAACCGAAACUCCCGAGAGCGUCCGAGCGAUGUCGGCGAUUUCAAACAGCACUGUAACUUACGGAGAAGAGUCCAUCUUGAAAGAACAACAACACCUGACCACGACAUACAAGUUCCUCUGGGAUGAUUACUACUCAAGGACAUCAAUUAGAAGACAGAUACCAAGGGCUCUUUCUCAGGAUCGUGUAUCGUCCAUCAUUGAGCAGUUUUACUCUUCACUUAUCUGGCAGGAUGAUUACGCAGUGGAAGAUGAACAAAUUGUUUCAGUUGUGGAUACGCUGUACUCUUUCUUCCACGAACGAUAUCUUGUUCCAGAUGUCACAUUUCUAGCUGUGUUUGAUUUCUUCACAAGUGUGAUCAAGUUUGCCUCGGGCAACAAGAACAUUCAGUUGUUUGCUCAGGCGAUGUGUGGCAGCUUGGACCCAGUUGUGGUUCGUUACAUCCUUUUGAUAAAUGAGUUUAUCGAUCUGGUUGAGUGGUUGGCCGUCAAAGACAUCAGGAUUUUUGCUCAAGUUGUUUAUCCCUUCAUGAAUGAGGAAGACAUUGAGCAGUUCUCAAUGGGCUACACCUCCUUCAGCGAAAACAAGAUUUCUAAAGAACUGGUGUCCGAGUAUUUCCUGUACAUCAUUCUGAAGUACAGAGAACCUCGCUUUCAAGAAAUGGAAGUUAAACUGCUGCAACAACCAGGAAGGAGGCCUGGGUUUAUGACCGAUAUUGAAUAUGCUGAAGCUAUCGAUAACAUCUGUCCCUUGGCAUCGGAACGCAUGCGGCGCCGUCUGUUUGUAGAGUCUGUGGAACACUUGAGAACCGCUGAUGACUCUGUAUCCGUGAUGCGACUGGCACAGAUCACUGGUUAUCUGACCCUAUUACAACUCACACCCGUCAUUAAGAAUACGGUUUCCCAGAGAGUGGAUGAAGUACGCCUUGUCGUCGCUGAAGGACAGUCAUCCCCACUCCCUGAUGCUCCGGUGAGCAAUGCAUCCAAACCAGGGGAUUUUUUCACCACAAGUAGCGCACGUGCAGUAGCGGCUGAGAAUGCUAAACGCUCAAGGACUCGGCAACUAAAAAGGAUUGAAGAAUACCAGUAUGAAUGAGAGCAGGAACCCUCAGGAAUCAGGAACUGUUACCCCAGUAUUAUGAGAGCAGUUCUCAAAAAUUUAUUUUAAGAGAAAGCUAUUGUUACUUUUGGCAAAGUUUAUCAAAUUGUUAAGUCUUGAGGCAAUUAUACCGUAAAGGAGUAAUACUUAAUCAAGGCACAAGGGAAGGCCUGACAUGUUUUGUUUACCUAAGUUAACGCACAUAGUAUGACGUGUUGUCAAGAAAAGAGGACGUAGAGCGUGAAAAAUAAGGACAACCCUUUAGGUAGAAUGUGAUUUGAGUGGAAGAACUUGUUCUGUGAAUAACAAGUAAAUAAAGCAGUUAGUAACACUGAA